AUGGAGGAGAUGCUGCUGGGGAGCGGAGGUCGAUCGAUGAAGGGGUUGCUGCUGGGGAGCGGUUGCCGUUUCUUUCCGAGAAGCCCCAGGAACUUGAUCGGGAUCCGCCGAAUGGAGGGGAGGUCGAUCGAUGAAGCUAGCUUGAAGAGAUGCGGCCGUUUGUUUCCGAGAAGCCCCAGGAACUUGAUCGGGCUUCGUGGAGUGGAGAGAAGGUCGAUCGAUGGAGGAGAUGCGGCGGCCGAGCUUCGGAUCAGCCGCUGGUUCUCGAGCAGCCGCAGGUUCUCGAAACGCCUUCGUCGGAUGCGGGGAUGCAGCGGCAGAGAUGCGGAGAGAGCAGCCGCAGGUCGAUCGAUGGAGGUCGCUGGAGGAGAUGCGGCGGCAGAGCGGCGUUUGUAUGGAGUGGCGGCAGAGCUUCUCGCGGGGAUGCAGCAGGAAGAGUGGCGUUUGUAUGGAGCCAAGGUUUGA
Messenger RNA from Linum trigynum, 465 nucleotides. Lineage: Eukaryota; Viridiplantae; Streptophyta; Magnoliopsida; Malpighiales; Linaceae. The record is from the annotation of a GenBank genome assembly.